Molecule: messenger RNA, 426 nt
Organism: Didymodactylos carnosus
Lineage: Eukaryota; Metazoa; Rotifera; Eurotatoria; Philodinida; Philodinidae
Source: the annotation of a GenBank genome assembly
AUGUAUUUUGACAGUGCAGAAGAGGUUACACACGUCUUACACGAAGAACCAAAGCGAAUAGUAUUUUUAAUCACAAGCGGUGGUUUAGGACGAGAAGUGGUACCAAAAGUGAAUGAAUUAGUCCACAUUAGUCGGAUAUAUAUAUUUUGUGUUAACGUUGACGCUAAUAAAGAAUGGUCUAAACAAUACAACAAAGUUCAAGAAGUAUUUAAUUUGGAAGAUGAUCUAUACAAACAACUCGCGGACGAUUUAGCUCGGGUGUAUGUCCAGCAAGCAAAUAGUUGUGUAAAAGACGAUAACCGAGGCAUAGGACGUUUGCUUUAUAAUGAUGCAAGACAGUUAUUAAUAAAUAUUCUUCGAUUACAAGACAAUCAUCAUCGUGUGCAGGAAAUCGAUGAACAACUAACACUUAUGGAUGCUAUAUGA